AUGUCCCUGAUCCCCACAUGCUAUCUGGGAUCUUGUUUUCUUCUGAGCCAAAAUGAUAUCACCAUUGGGUAUCACCAGCAUAGUUGCCGUUCAGAGAAUCUUGCAGCAGGAUCCCGGCUCACCUUAUCUGAUACCUUAAUUUGGAUUUCGUUUGGACUUCAUCCAGCUUCCUUAGAAACUGGCCAGAUCCGAGCUGGAUCCAGAGUUGCAUACAGACCAAUUUCUGCAUCAGUGUUAUCUCGACCAGAGGCUAGGACUGGAGAGGGCUCUACAGUAUUUAAUGGGGCCCAGAAUGGUGUGCCUCAGCUAAUCCAAAGGGAGUUUCAGACCAGUGCAAUCAGCAGAGACAUUGAUACUGCUGCCAAAUUUAUUGGUGCAGGUGCUGCAACAGUAGGAGUGGCUGGUUCUGGUGCUGGUAUUGGAACAGUCUUUGGCAGCCUUAUCAUUGGUUAUGCCAGAAACCCUUCGCUGAAGCAGCAGCUGUUCUCAUAUGCUAUCCUGGGAUUUGCCUUAUCUGAAGCUAUGGGUCUUUUUUGUUUGAUGGUUGCUUUCUUGAUUUUGUUUGCCAUGUAACAGAAAUUACUGCUUGAAAUGUUGGCAUUCAUAUUAAUUAUGGAUGUAAUUCUGUGUACCUUACUGUGACUCCGAGCACUAUAGUAUUGGUGUCAUGGAAAUAGACAUUAUUUCCAAAGUCAUUUCAUUAAAGAUGAAAACUUUAAUUUUUGCUGUGAUUUGUACUUCCCUACAUUUAGAUCAUCACAAAGAAGGACAUGCAUUCAGGCAGAUGCUGUACAAGUCAGAGGGAACUACAGCCGUUGCCUCACUGAUGAAAAAGAUCCUAAUGUAAUUUUUAUGGGAAUUCUUUUAUAUAGUGUCUGAACAUUGUAAAUUAUAGGGUUUUUGAUUCAUUAAAGGAGAAAUAUUUGAGUGCUUUA
Molecule: messenger RNA, 935 nt
Organism: Myotis brandtii (Brandt's bat)
Lineage: Eukaryota; Metazoa; Chordata; Mammalia; Chiroptera; Vespertilionidae
Gene: ATP5MC3
Product: ATP synthase, H+ transporting, mitochondrial Fo complex, subunit C3 (subunit 9)
Exons: 4
Coding region: 1-573 (190 amino acids)
Biological process (GO): proton transmembrane transport; proton motive force-driven ATP synthesis
Molecular function (GO): proton transmembrane transporter activity
Source: RefSeq, a predicted model, not a curated record